AUGAAUUUAUUUUCAAAAGUAGGACCAUUAGUUAGUAGAUAUGGUCUUCUUCGUAAGCUACGUAAUCAUAGGAAUAGGUUUUCGGACUACUACAAAGGUUUUACAACAUUGUCGUACUUAAAUUUGAUACCAGAUUCUGAAAAGACAAACAGCCUUUCAAAUCUAGAUUUAAAUGAUUGCCUUAAAUCAGGGAGAUGCGAAACAUUUUCUCGUUUUAUUGAGAAUUAUAGGACUAUAGUCCAUAAUUUAAACUAUAAGGUAGAAAAUGUAGAAUCUUACUUCAAGUGGAGCUCAGACUUAUCAAAAGAGUUUGAGUAUGAGAUGUUAGGAUCAUACGCAUACUAUUUGAAGGAGCUCAAUGGGUCCUUAAGUUUGUGUAGAACCCUAAUGAGUGGAUGCAAGAGACUGAGGAAGGAGUCGGAGCUGGAGAAGUGUAUUCUGAUGAAUGGGAAGGCCCUGUUAGAUUUUUCAGAACUAUCGAAAGAGGGCAUCGUCAAUGUGAAGAAGUUGAGAGUAAGUCCAAAGGGUGAUUUUAUAAGUGUACAAUAUGACCCAGAUUUUAGAGACAGCCACAAGGUUAGGUUUUAUUCAAUCGCAAAAGGCAGGCUCCUUGAGGCAGUCUUGGAAGAUGUGGGAGAGGCGUACAUGAUGCCGCAUCCUCCAAAUGGUAGAUUCACACGUUUGUAUUACACACAAGUAAACUCUCACAAGAGAGCAUGUAAAUUAGUCACGUCACUAAUACACAGCAGUACGGGACGCGUUAUUUCGAAAAAGGUGGUUUACAAUGAGCCAGUUCACUACAUAUCGCUGUACAAAAGUAAGAGUGGAAAGGCACUGUUCAUGGCGACGACGAGCUACAGCAAGGUGUUCACGACGUUUUUGAUAAGAGAUAAGGGGAAAAUGUACGUGAUUCCAACGACAAAUGACACGAAAACACUGCUAGAAUACAGGAAUCACAUAGUGUAUCGCAUAUACUCAAACACGGAAUCACAAAUAUCGAUGAUACCUACCAGACAUUUGAAGCCGUAUAGUUUAAGGUUUAGGGACAGAACGAUCUAUAAAGCACGCGAAUAUGAUAGUAUUAAAGUGAAGUACAUAGUGACAGACAUAGAUAUGUUUGAUAAGGGACUAGUGUUAUAUCUGAUGAAGCCACCAAGUACGCCCAUGGUUGCAAUACUGCCAUUUGGCAAAAGGGGAUCGAUUCAGAGUGAUAAGUUGGUAGAUGGAGUUAGAGAUGGUACAAAUGUUGGAGGUGUUACAGGUAUUGCAGAUGGUGAAGGAGCUAGAGAUGCAAAUGGUGAAAAAGAUGAAAAAUCUGAUGAAAAGAGUGGUGAGGAUAGGAGAAUAAAGAUAAGAAGGAUUCCCACUCAAAAGGUGGGUAUUAUUGAACCAGCCACAAAUAUGAAUUACUAUUCAAAUUCAGUAAAGUUCAAUAUAAACAGCCCUGGAUCACUGGAAGUUAGAAUGGAAGUGGAUUUGGAAACACUGGAAGUUAAAAAGAUGAGCGACACAGAUGAUGGAAUUAGGUCGUUUGUAAUAGAGGUGCCAAGUAAAGACGGAUCCUGUAAAAUACCAGUGACGAUUGUGGCAAAGGGAGAAGGAGUGGAAGAGAUAGGAGACAUAGCAAGGAGAAAAUGUAUGCUGUACGUGUACGGGUUCUACGGAGAAAAUUUAAAGGUCUGCAACCACAUAGAGCACCACCCACUGCUUGAAAUGGAGUACAUUCUCUGCUUUGCACACGUGAGAGGAGGUGGAGAGUUAGGAAAGGAGUGGCAUAGAAUGGGAGCGAAGGAAAGGAAGCACAGUUCAUUCUACGAUCUAGUGGACGUCAUGAAGUACCUGAUUGGGAAAAAUAUUACGACGAGUAGCCGAAUGGUGAUAAACGUGUCGUCAGCAAGUGGAGUGCUGGGAGGAUGUGUGUACAACAUGAGUCCAGAACUGUGCUCAGCGAUUGUGUUUAAGCUGCCGUACCUGGACCUGCUGGGCACAGUGACCGACGAAGAAAACGCGCUGGUUGAGCUGGAGUACGAAGAGUUUGGAAACACGCGCGAGGAUGCGCAGGUGCUCGAAGGUGUGUACUCACUGGACCCGUGUAGCAACGUCAGGAUCGUUAAGGCCCCGAGACCAGCUCUGAUCAUAAACUGCGACGAGAGAGAUGUGAGGGCGCCCUGGUACCACACCGCCAAGUUUGUGACCCUGGUGAGCCAGAGUCACGGAAACGAAAGCAUUCUCGUCAAGCUCUCGAACCACGGCCACGACGGAUGCCCACCAGACGGCUACUUGGUGAGAACUAUCUCAGAAUAUAUAUCGAUAGUUGACCACAUUGUAACCAGAAACACACGAAGUGGAAUCUAA
This is a messenger RNA of Theileria orientalis strain Shintoku, 2355 nucleotides long. RefSeq lists its product as uncharacterized. The record is from RefSeq and is a predicted model, not a curated record. Gene Ontology annotation, molecular function: serine-type endopeptidase activity. The transcript is spliced from 2 exons. Gene Ontology annotation, biological process: proteolysis. The coding region runs from base 1 to 2355 and encodes 784 amino acids. Lineage: Eukaryota; Apicomplexa; Aconoidasida; Piroplasmida; Theileriidae.